ACAGCGGAGUCCGACGCCGGCAUCUUUGCCUCGAACUCUUUGCAGCGGAAGAAGAAGGGGCUGCUGCGCCCCGCGCACUACCGCGCCAAGCCUCACCUCCUCAUCGGCAUGCCCCAGGACUUCCGCCAGAUCUCCUCCAUCAUCGACGUGGACAUCCUGCCCGAGACCCACCGACGCGUGCGGCUCCACAAACACGACUCCGACAAGCCGAUGGGCUUCUACAUCCGCGACGGCGUCAGCGUGCGCGUGGCCCCGCAGGGCGUCGAGAAGGUGCCCGGCAUCUUCAUCUCCCGCCUGGUGAAGGGCGGCUUGGCCGAGAGCACGGGGCUGCUGGCGGUGAGCGACGAGAUCCUGGAGGUCAACGGCAUCGACGUGGCCGGCAAGUCCCUGGACCAGGUGGCGGAUAUGAUGGUGGCCGAAAGCCACGACCUCAUCAUCACCGUCAAGCCGGCCAACCAGCACAACGACGUCAUCCGCAGCAGCAAGGCCUCGGGCAGCUCGGGCAUGCCCACGGACAGCACCCCCAGCCAGCAGACCCCCAGCCCGGCCUCGAGGGACCUGAGCAACUACUGCACGGCCGAGAGCGACGAGGAGGGCGACCUGGUCAUGGAGAGCGACAGCGCGCCCCACUACAUCCCCGGCGGCUGCCCCAACG
Apaloderma vittatum (bar-tailed trogon) is the source of this 655-nucleotide messenger RNA. Its product is annotated as partitioning defective 6 homolog alpha-like. Gene Ontology annotation, cellular component: cell cortex; apical plasma membrane; nucleus. Gene Ontology annotation, biological process: centrosome cycle; establishment or maintenance of cell polarity; regulation of cellular localization. The record is from RefSeq and is a predicted model, not a curated record. The transcript has a single exon. NCBI's taxonomy places the organism in Eukaryota, Metazoa, Chordata, Aves, Trogoniformes, Trogonidae. Gene Ontology annotation, molecular function: protein kinase C binding. The annotation marks the transcript as partial.